AGGAAAAUUCAUGGCAUUUACUAGUCACAACCACAAACAUCCCACCAUCUCCAAGAUAAUGUGGACCCAUUAUCAUUUUAUCAACUAACCAUGAGCAUCCCAUCUAGCCGUUGAUCAAAGAUGAUCGACAUCCAAUUGCAUAUGAUUCAGCCACCUCCAAUUAUAUGGCUCCCCUGAUGCUUCCAUGUCCUCGGCUUUAUCCAUUACACCAGAUUGAUGACACCUCCCAGAUUCAGGCCAGAUACAACUGAGCCAUCAGAACCCACCCUUUACUCACUUUGUCCAUAUAAACCCACCAUCACCCAUCCCUUCAAUCCCCACAGCUUUAGUUACAUAGCUUUUCUCCUUCUCAACUUAGUUACAUAGCUUUUCUUGGUGACCAUGUUGGAAGGCAAAGCCAUAGUUGGUGAGACUGACAUGCUUCAGACAGUGCAGCAAGAUGCCCUUCAUUUGGCUGCAAAGGCUCUUGAUCUCUUUGAUGUCACGGAGUCUACUGAGAUAGCUCGAUUCAUAAAGAAGGACUUCGACAAGACGCACGGACCUGGAUGGCAAUGCAUAGUGGGGACAGAUUUUGGUUCAUUUGUGACACACUGCCAUGGCUGCUUCAUCUACUUUGGCAUUGGCAGUCUUUCAAUAAUGCUUUUCAGGGGUGUCGUAAAUCAAGCGGAUGAAGCAAAGUUUCCAAUCUUGGAGACUGUAAAUGCAUAAGUGUUGUUUCUUAUAUCCUUUAGGCUUUCCCAUUCUUCCUGGGUUGUAUUAAAAAAAGAAACUGUAGUUGAAGAACAAAUUUCAAGUCUCGCCAGUC
Pistacia vera is the source of this 805-nucleotide messenger RNA. RefSeq names its product dynein light chain 1, cytoplasmic-like. Gene Ontology annotation, biological process: microtubule-based process. Gene Ontology annotation, molecular function: dynein intermediate chain binding; dynein light intermediate chain binding. NCBI's taxonomy places the organism in Eukaryota, Viridiplantae, Streptophyta, Magnoliopsida, Sapindales, Anacardiaceae. Gene Ontology annotation, cellular component: dynein complex. Bases 382 to 708 code for a protein of 108 amino acids. The record is from RefSeq and is a predicted model, not a curated record. The transcript is spliced from 2 exons.